GCGCGGACGGCCGCGGCGCGGGGCAGGGCAGCGCAGCGCGGAGCCGGCCCGCCGGGCGGCGAAGUUUGCCGAACAUGGCGGAGGAGCCCGAGGCGCGCAGGAGCGCGGCGGCGCGGCGGCUGGCGCCCCAGGAGUUGUAGCCGCCGCCGCCGCUGGGCGAGGUCGCCGCCAUGGCCCGCUGGAUCCCGACCAAGCGGCAGAAGUACGGGGUUGCGAUCUAUAACUACAAUGCCUCUCAAGAUGUGGAGCUCUCCCUGCAGAUCGGAGACACGGUUCACAUCCUGGAGAUGCAUGAGGGUUGGUUCCGAGGAUAUACCCUCCAAAAUAAAUCUAAGAAGGGUAUUUUCCCUGAAACGUAUAUCCAUUUGAAAGAGGCAACUGUGGAAGACCGAGGGCAGAACGAGACGGUGAUCCCCGGGGAGCUCCCGCUGGUGCAGGAGCUCACGUCCACGCUGCGAGAAUGGGCCGUCAUCUGGCGCAAGCUCUACGUGGACAACAAGGUCACACUCUUCCGCCAGCUGCAGCAGAUGACGUACAGCCUGAUCGAAUGGCGGUCCCAAAUCCUGUCUGGAACACUCCCCAAGGACGAACUGGCAGAGCUCAAGAAGAAGGUCACAGCCAAAAUCGAUCAUGGCAACAGAAUGCUUGGUUUAGAUCUGGUCGUGCGGGACGACAACGGAAACAUCUUGGACCCAGAGGAGACCAGCACGAUAGCCCUCUUCAAGGCCCACGAAGUGGCCUCGAAAAGGAUUGAGGAGAGGAUUCAAGAAGAAAAGUCAGCCCGGCAGAACCUGGACUUGCGGGGACAGACCAUCUUCAGUGCCACCCAUACCUACGGCCUCUACGUCAACUUCAAGAACUUUGUCUGCAACAUCGGGGAAGACGCGGAGCUGUUCAUGGCCCUCUAUGACCCGGACCAGUCCAUUUUCAUCAGUGAGAACUACCUAAUUCGUUGGGGCAGUAAUGGGAUGCCCAAGGAAAUCGAGAAGCUGAAUAACCUUCAGGCGGUCUUCACCGACCUCAGCAGCACAGACCUCAUCCGGCCCCGCAUCAGCCUCGUGUGCCAGAUUGUCCGGGUGGGCCACAUGGAGCUGAAGGAGGGCAAAAAGCACACCUGUGGGCUCCGCAGGCCCUUCGGAGUUGCAGUGAUGGAUAUUACUGAUAUCGUGCACGGGAAGGUGGACGAUGAAGAAAAGCAGCAUUUUAUUCCCUGUCAGCAAAUUGCCAUGGAAACCUAUAUCCGGCAGAGGCAGCUAAUCAUGUCGCCCCUGAUAACAUCCCACGUGAUUGCGGAAAAUGAGCCACUCACUUCGGUCUUGAAUAAAGUGAUAGCAGCGAAGGAAGUGAACCACAAAGGACAAGGACUUUGGGUAUCCUUGAAGCUGUUGCCAGGCGACCUCACACAAGUUCAGAAGAAUUUUUCACACUUGGUGGAUAGAUCAACAGCAAUUGCCCGAAAAAUGGGCUUUCCUGAAAUAAUACUUCCAGGAGAUGUCCGCAAUGACAUUUACAUCACCCUGAUUCAUGGGGAGUUUGACAAAGGGAAAAAGAAGACGCCCAAGAACGUGGAGGUGACCAUGUCUGUGUGCGACGAGGAGGGCAACACAGUGGAGAAAGCAAUUCAUCCUGGAGCGGGAUACGAAGGCAUUUCAGAGUACAAGUCAGUCGUCUAUUACCAAGUCAAACAGCCCUGUUGGUAUGAGACCGUCAAGGUGUCCAUUGCCAUAGAAGAGGUUGCUCACUGCCACGUGAGGUUCACCUUCCGGCACCGAUCGUCUCAGGAAUCCAGAGAUAAGUCGGAGCGAGCCUUUGGGGUGGCCUUUGUGAGGCUGAUGAACCCGGACGGCACCACCCUGAAGGACGGGAGGCACGACCUGGUCAUUUAUAAGGGAGAGAACAAGAAAAUGGAAGAUGCCAAGUACUACCUGACCCUGCCUGGCACCAAGGUGGAGCUGGAAGAAAAGGAGCUCCAAGCAUCCAGGACCCUGGCUGGCUUCGCCCCGGCCAAGGACAGCACCAGAGACAGCUUUCAGGUUGCCACGGUCAUCUGCUCCACCAAGCUCACCCAGAACGUUGACCUGUUAGGCUUGUUAAAUUGGCGUUCGAACUCCCAGAACAUUCAGCACAACUUAAUGAAGUUAAAGGACGUGGAAGGAGCAGAGAUUGUUAAGUUUUUGCAAGAUACACUAGAUGCACUUUUUAACAUAAUGAUGGAAAUGUCAGACAAUGAAACAUACGACUUUCUUGUGUUUGAUGCACUGGUAUUUAUUAUUUCAGUGAUAGGAGACAUCAAGUUCCAGCAUUUCAACCCUGUCCUGGAAACCUACAUUUACAAGCACUUCAGUGCCACUUUGGCAUACGUGAAACUCUCCAAGGUACUGAACUUUUAUGUGGCUAAUGCAGAGGACUCCAGCAAGACGAAGUUGCUGUUUCUUGCUUUGAAAGCCUUAAAGUACUUGUUUAGAUUCAUCGUCCAAUCCAGAGUGCUCUACCUGAGAUUUUAUGGCCAAAGUGAAGAUGGAGAUGAAUUUAAUAACUCAAUCCGCCAGUUAUUCUUCUCUUUCAACACACUAAUGGACAGGUCUCUGGAGGAAGCAGUCAAGAUCAAGGGUGCAGCUUUGAAGUACCUUCCGAGCAUAAUUAAUGACGUCAAACUUGUGUUUGAUCCUGUUGAGCUCAGUGUGCUCUUCUGCAAGUUCAUUCAGAGCAUUCCCGACAACCAGUUAGUUCGCCAGAAGCUUAACUGCAUGUCCAAGAUAGUAGAGAGCAAUCUGUUUCGGCAAUCGGAGUGCAGGGACGUGCUCCUGCCCCUGCUGAUAGACCAGCUCAGCGGCCAGUUGGACGACAACUCCACCAAGCCAGACCACGAGGCAAGCUCGCAGCUGCUAAGUGACAUCCUGGAAGUGCUGGACAGGAAAGACGUGGGCCCCACCGUGCCCCACAUACAGCUGAUCAUGCAGCGGCUGCUGAGGAGGAUCAAUCGGACCGUCAUCGGGAUGAGCCGACAGUCUCCCCACAUUGGCAGUUUUGUGGCGUGCAUGAUCGCCAUCCUGCGACAGAUGGACGACAGCCACUACAGCCACUACAUCAGCACUUUCAAGACCAAACAAGACAUCACUGACUUCCUCAUGGAAACUUUUAUCAUGUUUAAAGAUCUGAUUGGAAAGAAUGUCUACGCGAAAGACUGGAUGGUCAUGAACAUGACUCAGAGCAGGGUGUUCCUGCGUGCCAUCAAUCAGUUCGCUGAGGUGCUCACGCGGUGCUUCAUGGAUCAGGCGAGCUUCGAGCUUCAGCUCUGGAACAAUUACUUCCAUUUGGCAGUCGCAUUUCUCACCCACGAGUCCCUUCAGCUUGAAACCUUCUCUGAAGCCAAGCGCACCAAAAUUGUAAAAAAAUAUGGGGACAUGAGGAAGGAACUCGGCUUUCGGAUCCGCGACAUGUGGUACAACCUGGGUCCCCACAAAAUCAAAUUCAUCCCUUCCAUGGUGGGCCCCAUUCUAGAGGUCACUUUGACCCCUGAAGCGGAGCUCCGGAAAGCCACCAUCCCCAUUUUCUUUGAUAUGAUGCAGUGUGAGUUCAAUUUCAGUGGAAACGGCGAUUUCCAUAUGUUUGAGAAUGAGCUGAUCACAAAGCUGGACCAGGAGGUGGAAGGCGGCAGAGGAGACGAACAGUACAAGGUCCUUCUGGAAAAGCUGCUCCUGGAACACUGCCGGAAGCACAAGUACCUCUCCAGCUCCGGGGAAGUCUUCGCGCUCCUGGUCAGCAGCCUCUUGGAGAACCUCCUGGACUACAGAACCAUCGUCAUGCACGACGAGAGCAAGGAGAACCGCAUGAGCUGCACCGUGAACGUGCUGAAUUUCUAUAAGGAAAAGAAGAGAGAGGACAUAUACAUAAGGUACUUGUACAAGCUGCGGGAUUUGCACCGUGACUGUGAGAACUACACCGAGGCCGCCUGCACACUGCUCCUGCACGCAGAGCUUCUGCAGUGGUCUGACAAGCCCUGUGUGCCCCAUCUGCUUCAGAGGGACAGCUACUAUGUUUAUUCCCAGCAAGAGCUGAAAGAGAAGCUGUAUCAGGAAAUCAUAUCCUAUUUUGACAAAGGCAAAAUGUGGGAGAAGGCAAUCAAGCUGAGCAAAGAGUUGGCCGAGACCUACGAGAGCAAAGUGUUCGACUACGAGGGCCUUGGCAGUCUCCUGAAAAAAAGAGCCUCGUUUUAUGAGAACAUCAUGAAGGCCAUGCGGCCUCAGCCUGAAUACUUCGCCGUGGGAUACUACGGACAGGGCUUUCCUUCUUUCCUGCGGAACAAAAUCUUCAUCUACCGGGGAAAGGAGUAUGAGAGGCGAGAAGACUUCAGCUUGAGGUUGCUGACCCAGUUCCCCAAUGCUGAGAAGAUGACCAGCACCACCCCCCCGGGAGACGAAAUCAAGUGCUCCCCAAAGCAGUACAUGCAGUGUUUCACCGUCAAGCCCGUGAUGAACCUGCCGCGCAGCUACAAGGAUAAACCAGUUCCGGAGCAGAUCUUGAACUACUACAGAGCCAACGAAGUGCAGCAGUUCCAAUAUUCCCGGCCAUUCCGGAAAGGAGAAAAGGAUCCAGACAAUGAAUUUGCUACCAUGUGGAUUGAAAGGACCACGUAUACGACCGCGUACACCUUCCCGGGGAUCCUCAAGUGGUUUGAAGUCAAGCAGAUUUCAACAGAGGAGAUCAGCCCCCUGGAGAACGCCAUCGAAACCAUGGAGCUCACCAACGAGAAGAUCAGCAACUGCGUGCAGCAGCACACCUGGGACCGGACGCUCUCCGUGCACCCGCUCUCCAUGCUGCUCAGCGGCAUUGUGGACCCGGCCGUCAUGGGCGGUUACUCCAACUACGAAAAGGCUUUUUUCACAGAGAAGUACUUGCAGGAGCAUCCUGAAGACCAGGAGAAGAUUGAGCUGCUGAAGAGACUGAUCGCGUUACAGAUGCCCCUGCUGACGGAGGGGAUCCGCAUCCACGGGGAGAAGCUGACAGAGCAGCUCAAGCCGCUGCACGACCGCCUGUCCUCUUGCUUCCGGGAGCUCAAGGAGAAAGUGGAGAGGCUCUACGGGGUUAUCAUGCUGCCCUCCGCCCUGACCGAGAGGAAGCAGAGCCGCACGGGGUCCAUUGUGCUGCCCUACAUCAUGUCAUCCACGCUGCGGAGGCUGUCCAUCACCUCGGUGACGUCCUCUGUGGUCUCCACCUCUUCUAACUCAUCUGACACCGCUUCUUCCAGGCCCGGAUCAGACGGGUCGAUCCUGGAGCCCCUUCUGGAGCGCAGGGCCUCGGCGGGUGCCAGAGUCGAAGAUCUGCCCCUCAAGGAGGACAGCGAGAACCGGAUCGGCAAGUUCAAGAGAAAAGAGCGGAGCCUGAGCAAGUCCCAGGUCAUUGCAGAGAAAGCGCCAGAACCUGAGCCGAUGAGCCCGGCCAGAAAAGCACAAAGGCCAAAAAGUCUUCAGCUGUUGGACAGUCGGCUAACACCGUUUCAUGGUUCUUCCACUCCUCCAUCAACGCCCCUGAGCCCGCCUCCACUGACUCCUAAAGCUACCAGGACGCUAAGCUCCCCAUCUUUGCAGACGGAUGGGCUGACGACAGCCACUGUGCCACCUCCCCCGCCCCCCAAAAGCAAGCCCUACGAGAGCCGGGAGAGGAACUCCGAGGAGGUCGCCCCCCCACUGCCUGUGCGAAGAGAGGCCAAAGUCCCGCCCCCGCCCCCUCCCAAAGCUCGGAAAUCUGGCCUCCACCCUUCGGAGCCUGGGUCCCAGUGAGGAUCUCGCCCGUCGGAACCUCAGCGUGCCGUGCCGGACCUGGCUUCCAGGGGGCAGGCUCCUCCCCGCCAGCGCCCCUGCGGACCACCUUGCCUGCCCUGGGAGGAGGUCCCCGCCUUCUGAAGGAUCAAUGCCUGAGGCCCGCACCGUCUUUAAUCCACCGGGAUUCCAGAACAGAGCCCGCCGCCUCCUGUGCGUUUCUCAAAGAGAGCGCCCCGGCCUUUGCUUGGUGUCAGGCUACGGCGCAGGGCUACAUGGUGACCUGAGAAGCCAGGGCAGUUUGUCUGGGCGGUGGCUGUGGGGCAGCCACAGCGGCCCCGUCCUCGGACGGAUUUCUUGCUUUGCUCCUGAAAAGCCGUGCUUGAGGCUCGCCUUUCUCACGUGGACCUCUGUGAUCUCAACUAACAUUGGGAGAGACCGAUAUCAAGUCCUUUGGUAACUGAAGUUAUCGUAACUUUCUAAUGCCUACUGGGUCUUCUUUGAGAAAAAGAACACCUUUUCCAUGAAGACUGGCUGCUUUCCAGUACGCGUGGCUGUCGUGAUUGAUAGACCGCGGACCCCGGAGAGCCCCGAGCUCCUGUUCCCCCGCCACCGGCACCCGCUUGUGUAAGGGGGACGCUGGCUGGGCCCCUCCCGGGGCCCCUCGCACCCCCCACCAGCGGCCCUCCCUGCGCGGCACUUGCUCCUUCCUCCUGUGGACUCCUUAGAAACCCUUUCUUUCGUAAACACAGCGCCUUGUCCCGAUACCUCUUCUGAACUCAAAUCACUGGAUAGAAAGGACUUAGAAGACCGGGUUCAACAGUUUCCAGUUUCCCUUCCAGCCCCCACGUGGACGGCUCAGCAGUCCCAGCUGCAGCCUGGUUUCACC
Pteronotus mesoamericanus is the source of this 6648-nucleotide messenger RNA. It is a transcript of the gene DOCK5, whose product is annotated as dedicator of cytokinesis 5. The transcript is spliced from 52 exons. Lineage: Eukaryota; Metazoa; Chordata; Mammalia; Chiroptera; Mormoopidae. Gene Ontology annotation, molecular function: GTPase activator activity; guanyl-nucleotide exchange factor activity; small GTPase binding. Gene Ontology annotation, biological process: small GTPase-mediated signal transduction; myoblast fusion; cell migration. Gene Ontology annotation, cellular component: plasma membrane; cytoplasm. The coding region runs from base 171 to 5780 and encodes 1869 amino acids. The record is from RefSeq and is a predicted model, not a curated record.